Molecule: messenger RNA, 3731 nt
Organism: Microstroma glucosiphilum
Lineage: Eukaryota; Fungi; Basidiomycota; Exobasidiomycetes; Microstromatales; Microstromataceae
Exons: 3
Coding region: 181-3438 (1085 amino acids)
Biological process (GO): intracellular signal transduction; septin ring organization; establishment of cell polarity
Cellular component (GO): nucleus; mating projection tip; division septum
Molecular function (GO): protein binding; guanyl-nucleotide exchange factor activity
Source: RefSeq, a predicted model, not a curated record
AUCGAUUCACCCUGACGACACGGGACAUCCAGCAGACGGCUCUGCCCGCUCUGUACCAGGCACCAUAGCCGCCAUUUCUGUGCGCAAGUCAAGCUUCGCAUCUCGAAACCCAUCACUGGGUAGCGUGGUCAGAGCUUUGCCCUUGCCAACAGUCCCUUCCGCCUCGAAAAGACCAACCUCAUGGCGGCGACCGCGUCCUCUUUUCGGCCUAGGGGACCCUCACGCAAGCUAUCCUUCUCCACUCUUGCUGCUGCCACUCAAUACGAUCCUUCCUCUUCGGCAUCUACCUCGACAGCGUCACUGACCGCAAUGUCGCCUCCUCCAUUGCCUUCGCACCUCGUACGCACUCCCUCUUCGAGCGCAGAUGGGGGCAUUGGCUCCACCGCAUUGCAAGCCGGGCCAGGGGGCGCCCUCCUGCAGAACGGAGCGCCCAUGGCCGCAAACACAAUGACCAACAAGCCCGCCGUGGCCGGUGCCGGCUUGUACGGGUCUUGCAUCGUCCUACGAGAGCGCCUGUGUUGUGUGCCUGGCUUUCGUGACAGAUACCUAUCAGACGAGGCGACGAGCAGAUUACAGCAGUCAGGAGCCCUUGCGAAUGCUUCCAACGCCGACUCGGCAGCCGCAAACGAUCCCGUCACACAGCUUCUCUCCGUCUUCAGGCUGGGCAUACCCCUUUGCGAGCUCUACAACCUCACCAAUCCGGCAAAUCCCUUGCCAGUAGACCUACCAGAGGCCUCCACCACCGCCAACGUCUGUAAAAAAUACGUCGCCAAAUUCAUUAUGGCUUUGCAGCAUGAAAUGGGAUUCGACGCAGACGACGUUUUCACAGUGAUGCAGGUGUACCGGGAGAGUACCAACGACUGGGUACAAGUGGUUCGCGUCGUUAGUAGAUUAGUGGAUUGCUUAGAAGAAGCGGGAGUUUUGAUGAAGCCUGAGCGAGCAGCACAAAUAGAAGUGAAUCAAAAGCCCUCUGAUGACCGGGCAUUCAUCGUCAGAGAGCUUCUCGAGUCAGAAAGGAAGUAUGUACAAGACUUGGAGGUCCUGCAGACCUGCUCUAAAGCUUUACAGCAGUACGACAUUCUCUCGCCGGAUCGCCUGCACGAUCUCUUCAGCAACCUGAACAAUUUGGUAGACUUUCAGCGAAGGUGUCUCAUACAUCUGGAAGACAAUGCGAGAAAACCCCCAGAGGAGCAGAGAUUUGGCAGGGCUUUCAUAAUACUUGAGAGCAACUUCGACGUGUACUGGCCAUUCUGCUCAAAUUACGCGCGUGCUAUCGAAGUGGUUACACAAGAGGCAGCCAACAUUCAGCGACUGAAGGGCCUACCCGGCUCAGAAGGAUGCUAUCUAGACCCUGCCUACGAGCUUCCGGCUUUCCUCAUCAAGCCUGUCCAGCGAAUCUGCAAGUACCCUCUUCUUCUCGAGCAGCUGCUGAAGAAGUCGGAUCCUAAUGGGCCAUAUUACGAAGAACUUCGCCAGGGACUAGCCAUUGUCCAAAGAGGUGCCGUGCAGGUCAACGAGGUCAGUCGAGAACAGGAAAACAUUCAACUCGUCAAAGACCUCGAUGCUCGAGUCGAGGACUGGAAGACCCACAAUCCUGAGCUUUUCGGGCCCCUCCACCUAUCGGAGAAUUUCGUCGUGGCCAAGGGUGACACUGAAAAGGAGUACGUGGUUUAUCUCUUCCAGAAGAUCCUGCUCUGUUGCAAGGAAGUCUUGCCCGCACCUGUCAAGAAGUCUUCCAAGAGCAACUCUCUUCUCAAGCAAAAGACAAAUUCGCUUUCGCAGAAGAAGCCAAGGACAACACUGCAGCUCAAGGGACGGAUCUUCGUCUACAACAUCACCAAUUGUGCUGCCGGACCCGCUCAAUUUCCUUCCGGUGUUGUCCCACACUCGCUCACUGUGCAGUGGGACGGUGACUCUGGUGUAGAGUCGUUCACGCUAAGGUGCAAGAACGAGGAACAGAUGAAGCAAUGGCAUGUCAUCACCUCGAAACUGAUUGAGGAAGCAGCUCAGCUGAAGGAGCGCGAGCUGCAAGGGUAUGCACCGAUCAACAUGACGGGAGCAGGGGCCAAUGGCAUGGGCCGAAGGAAUACCGGGCCAGGCAGCAUGUUCCCCCAAACGCCUCUCAGCGAGACCGGUCAGGUGUAUCCCUUCUCCCGAACGGACAGCCAGAUGAGUCGAUACGGCGAAGAAGGACAAAAUGGCGGUGAGGUGGCCAACGGGGGGAGGGCAACGCCCAACGGUCUCACCCGAUUCUCGACACCAGCAGAGCAGAGGGAGAGACAAAUGUCGCUGACUUCGGACGCGGCCAAACCGCGAGCGAGGACGGAAGACCAGGAUUCCUCCGUGCUUCAGCAAUGGCGCACAAAUUCACCCGCAGGCCCUCCCCUUCCGCGUCAAUCAUCGAAUAGCAGUGGUACGGGCGCUGAGCAUACGGUGCGCAAGACAACGAGCGGGCGCAAUCUUCGAGGGAAUGGUGAACGAUCCGCAUCCUCCUCCACGGCAGCAGCACCGUAUCCGCGUCUCGUCAGGCAAGGGCUAAGCGAGUUCUCUCCCACUAGCACACCGAAUGAUAGUUCUGAUCAUUUGCCAGAUCAGCUUGAGCGGAUGCAGGUGGGACGCAGUCGCGGCGAGUCGAAUGCUGCCUUUCCACCUCGUCGAAUGAUGAGGACAGGCUCUUCAGAGAGCGCGACGUCGCGUAACCGUUCUGCGAGUGCUUCGCAAGCAAGUCCAGGAGGUCAGCAGCAUCAUGCGAACGCACCACCGUUGCCGAGGACACAACAGCAGAUCCUCCAACAACAUGGUGGAUCAUCGAGCGACCUGCACAUCAAUACCGGCUAUCCAUCACGACAAGUCGCUGCAUUGAGCUCCGCGAACAACAGUUCUGCUACAGCUCGGGAGCAAUACAAGCGUAAUAGUGCCCAACGGUAUAGCACCUCCAGCACUGCUACGUCUGAUUCGAAUCAGUCUGGUACCUCGCGCCCUGGUUCGACGGCAGCUUCCUCGCCACUCACAAUCAGUGGUAGCUCAGGUGGCGGCUCGCUGCCCAAGACCGGAGCGUCCGGAACGGCGCCUGUGCCUAGCAUCCCUCAGCGCUCUGGUUCGCAUGGACACUCUUACACCCGCAGCUCGGGUGGUGCGCCAGCAAGAGAUGGGUCCCCUAUCACGAAUGGCAAUGCAGUUCGGAUUCAGCUGCACUACAAUGAUGACAUCUAUGUCCUCAUUGUGCUUGUCAAUGUGACGUUUGCCUCUCUUCUGGAAAAGGUGACUACCAAAAUCCGCUUCUGCAGUGGCAAUCAGUCGAUCAGCGAAGCUUCGCUUCGGAUGCGCUAUAUCGAUGAAGACGGCGACAAAGUCAACAUGAAGGAUAAUGAUGACGUCCAGAUGGCCAUCGAGAACAGCAAGAUGACCGGCGAAGACAUCGAGGUCUAUGUCUCGUAGCACAUGCACCAGGCGGUCUCUAUCAUACAUGGCUUUUGCUCUCUACCAUUGCACACCUGGGGCGAUGGCGAAGUCCAUGAUUCAGGUUCUCCAAGCAAGGACUAUGCCGAUUCUCCUAAUUGUCCACAUUCUCUGUAUUCUAGUUUACCGGUUCCCUGAAGCCUCACAAUUAUUCCCAGCGUUCGACGUCUAUCUUCAAUGGUGAACUCCUUUCUUCCUUCGUUCUUGGACUGACAGUUGCGAGCGUCAUCUAGGGCCACCUCUUUGGACUGCAGUCAUCGACUGCGGUCGUC